Messenger RNA from Scaptodrosophila lebanonensis, 567 nucleotides. Its product is annotated as protein FAM32A-like. The coding region runs from base 57 to 413 and encodes 118 amino acids. The record is from RefSeq and is a predicted model, not a curated record. NCBI's taxonomy places the organism in Eukaryota, Metazoa, Arthropoda, Insecta, Diptera, Drosophilidae. Gene Ontology annotation, cellular component: nucleolus. The transcript has a single exon.
CAUUGACAACAAAACUGAAAUAAGGAUUGUAAUUCUUACAGAUUAUUGCUGAAAACAUGUCUGACGCGUACGCGUACGUUGCCAAAGGCAAGCUUAAGCUAAAGUGCGACUCAGAACUCAAAAAAAAGAAAAAGCAUAAACACAAGGACAAGAAGACCGACCUUGAAGAGCUGCAAAAAAGCUAUGCCGAACAACAAAUUGCUGAGGCUAGCUCUGCAACAUCUUCCGUCGCCUACGAGCGGAAGCUGACCAAGGCUGAGGUGGCGAGCAAGAAACAGCAGGAGAAGAUGCGUAACAAACGCAUUAUGGAAAAGGCGCAGACUACACACAAGCAACGUGUGGAAAAGUUCAAUGAGCACCUGGACACUCUUACCGAGCACUUUGACAUACCAAAGGUGUCAUGGACGAAGUGAAUAAAUGCCAGACCGUCUAAUAGUAACUUAAGCAUUAGUUAUAUUUUAUAUGUUUAUGUUAGCAUUUUUAAGUGUAAUUUCGACUACGUGUAAUUCGGGAUGGGUUUAAGAGGCCAAAAUAAACAACCAAUUGAAAUGGCACUACUAAUCUAAA